AUGGCGGAGCGCAUCUUGCUGAACGAGUUCAAGGCCCUUUCCAAGGAGAAAUGGGUUAAUAUUGAGUUACACGACGAGGAUAUUUUCCGCUGGGACGUCGCUCUCAUCGUCCUGAAUCCCGAUUCCAUGUACUAUGGAGGUUAUUUCAAGGCCUUGAUGGAAUUCCCAAGAAACUAUCCCUAUUCUCCUCCAGGAUUCCGCUUCUACCGACCGAUUUGGCACCCCAACAUCUACAACAACGGCGAACUCUGCAUCUCUAUCCUCCACGCCCCCGGCGAAGACGAGAUGUCUGGCGAAUCCGCCGCCGAGCGCUGGUCGCCCGCCCAACGAGUCGAGUCCGUCCUAAUCUCCAUCCUGUCCCUCCUCGACGACGCCGAAUGCUCCUCGCCCGCCAACGUCGACGCUGGCGUGCAACUGCGCAACGACAAGGACGCCUACAAAACGCGCGUGCAACAGAACGUCGACGCUUCCAAGAUGGAUAUCCCCGAAGGCUUCGUCAUGCCCACGUUCGAGUCCACUAUGACCGACGCAGCAGCCGCCGAAAAGUCGGCUGCCGCCAAUGCGUACGACUCUGACUUUUGGGCAGAUAGUGGUGACGAUGACGACGAUCCGUUUGGGGGCAGCGACUCGUCUGAUUUUGGCAUGGAUGAUAAUGACGAUGAUAUGGGGGUUGAUGAGAGUGGUGAUGGCACCGACGACGAUACCGGGGUCUGA
This is a messenger RNA of Talaromyces rugulosus, 714 nucleotides long. RefSeq lists its product as uncharacterized. The transcript has 3 exons. The record is from RefSeq and is a predicted model, not a curated record. The coding region runs from base 1 to 714 and encodes 237 amino acids. Lineage: Eukaryota; Fungi; Ascomycota; Eurotiomycetes; Eurotiales; Trichocomaceae. Gene Ontology annotation, molecular function: ubiquitin conjugating enzyme activity. Gene Ontology annotation, biological process: protein polyubiquitination; proteasome-mediated ubiquitin-dependent protein catabolic process.